Cynoglossus semilaevis (tongue sole) is the source of this 3992-nucleotide messenger RNA. Its product is annotated as hyphal wall protein 1. The coding region runs from base 845 to 3709 and encodes 954 amino acids. Lineage: Eukaryota; Metazoa; Chordata; Actinopteri; Pleuronectiformes; Cynoglossidae. The record is from RefSeq and is a predicted model, not a curated record. The transcript is spliced from 3 exons. Gene Ontology annotation, cellular component: nucleus. Gene Ontology annotation, biological process: regulation of gene expression.
UCAGCAUUCGCAGCAUCACCCUGUACACUGCACAGUCAUAUUUGGUCCUCCGGAAAUAUCCACAGCUCGGGUAAGCCAGUCCCUCUGCAGCGAGUGUAUGGGUGGAGUACACUUCAAAAACACACUUUCAAAUGUAAGCAAAGCCCGGCCGCCGUGACCCGUCCUCCGGUGCCGGAGCAGACGUCAGCACUCCGGGAAAGUUUGUCAUGAAGCUGUCGCCUUGCGCUCUCGGAACCUCGGACCCUCGGCUCUAAAAUGGCUGGCAGUAGGUCCGAAGAGCUCCCGUGCUGACAGGACCAUAGAGGACGGUCUAGGUCGCGGUCGUCCGUGAACGCGAGUCAGAUCUCUGACGGCGAUGACGCGUCACUGAUGUCCAGGGUCCGAGAGCCGUCAAUACGCAGACGCGCCACGAUCAUGUUUCGGACCUCGGACUGUGCGUAAUGGCGUCCUCUGUGGACAGAGAUCAUCGACGUGUGGAGCGAAGCGAGUUGAGUCAAAGUGAAGGAGCGCAUUUUUCACCACACGUUGUUCAUAUGUCUGCAGGCGGAUGUUGGCACUAGGAGACAGGAAAUGUUGUUUAGCUCCCAUCAUUCGGACCUUUCGAUUGUGCGCUGCGUCGCCGUGACUGAUGGAAGACUCGGCUCGAUGUUCUCAAAUGUCGAUUAAGGCCAACUAAGAACAUCGAGCUGUUAGAGAGGAGAUUGGAGGAGAAUGUCACGUGCAGCUGUCAUCACUUGAUCGCUGCUCCUCUAGACUCACAGAUGACAAACUAACAUUUAUAUGUUUCUCUUCACACUCGUCCACGUGACAUGCAUGGAAACAACAUCAAUAGGUAUGCCCCAAAAUGGAUUCCCACUCGGCUUCAGUCCCGACCAGUGGCAGCCUGGAUGUCCAAAAUGGCAGUCAGUGUGCACAGGGAUCAGAGCCUGUGAUUGGGUCAGUCUUGGAUCCAAAAGAGAGAACCUCAGUGGAUGCUGCCCCAGGUCACCUCCAGUCACAUGCCCUCGUCAGGGAAGAUGCCCCAUCAGUCAAUGGGAAAAGACCAGAGGAGGGCGGAGCCUCUCAGGAAACGGGCAGGCGGCCAAUUACAGUAAAGACCGGAGUGCCUGUUCUGCGCAGCCAUCCAAUCAGAAUCAAAAUUGUGGUUCCGCCACGAUGCAAGCGGCCAAUCACAAACGCUGCCAUCAGCUGGACCAAAGACCUUCCUCCUGUUCUGGUUUCGUCCGUCUUCUCUCCACAGAAUCAGAGUCACAGUGACAGAGAUCUGAGUGCAGCGCCACAGCAGGCGGAUGAUGAACCUGCAGCGCCACAGCAGGCGGAUGAUGACCCUGCAGCGCCACAGCAGGCGGAUGAUGACCCUGCAGCGCCACAGCAGGCGGAUGAUGAACCUGCCGCGCCACAGCAGGCGGAUGAUGAACCUGCAGCGCCACAGCAGGCGGAUGAUGAACCUGCCGCGCCACAGCAGGCGGAUGAUGAACCUGCCGCGCCACAGCAGGCGGAUGAUGAACCUGCAGCGCCACAGCAGGCGGAUGAUGACCCUGCAGCGCCACAGCAGGCGGAUGAUGACCCUGCAGCGCCACAGCAGGCGGAUGAUGAACCUGCCGCGCCACAGCAGGCGGAUGAUGAACCUGCCGCGCCACAGCAGGCGGAUGAUGAACCUGCCGCGCCACAGCAGGCGGAUGAUGAACCUGCAGCGCACGCUCAAGUAGGCAAAGACCAAAGUCAAACGGGAGCCGCAGCUUUAACCUCCAGCAUGAGUGCAGUUCAUCUAAUGAGUCAGGGGGGGGUUCAAGAGGAGACCACCGAGCCGCACGUCCCUCUGACUUUAGAAGGAACCCGCACUGAGGUUUGUACGGCAGGUGAUGUGGUCGAGGCCCAGGAACAGACGGAGCCACUGGACCUGAGUUUACCAAAGAAGAGAGAAGUCCACUGCUCCUCAGACCACUCCACCUGUCACACCUCCUUGAUUAUGGAGGUGGAUGAGUUUGAAGGAGACGGGGACAGAGACCUGGUGGAGGAGGAUGAUGACGAUGAAGAUGGCGAAGAAGAGGAGAGGGUUCUGCGGGUGGAAGGCACGGACGCUCUGGAAGACCGUCUUCUGUCCCCGUCUUUUUUUUCUACCUCCGUCUUCACCUCCAUCUCUGCCAUCGAGGACGACCCUGAAAACCUUCUGCUCAUCGAUGACCAGGGAAUCCCCUACACCCUCAGUCCAGACGGACUCCGGCUGCCACAGGUGGGGUCAGAUCAGGCGACUUUGUUGUGGUCAGAAGACACCAGCGCAGGCCACAGCCUGGACAAAGACACCUGUGCUGCUGCUGCUGCUGCUGCUGCUGCUGCCGCCGCCCCCCCCGACCACACCAACACCACUGAGGCCAGCAUUAGAACAGCUCAGGGUGCUAAUGCUGCUCCGCCCCCCUCCUCUGGGGCAUCAGUCCCAGCUCAGUCCAUUCAGAUCCUCACAAACUCCUCAGCCAGUGCUCCUCUUCUGCUCCUCUCCUCCUCCUCCUCCUCUCCCUCCCCUCAGCUCUCCUCUGCUCCUCUCUCCCUCCCCCUGUCUUUUACUUCCACUUCUCACGGUGCUUCUACCCCCAUGUUCCUUCUUCUCUCCUCUGUUCCCCCCUCCCCCGGUGGACCCAUCUCCGUGGUCGACCCCUCAUCAGGUCAGGCGUCUCCGAUGGCUUCCGUGUCAACGUCGGUCUCUCUUCCUGGUACCUCUGCUCAGGUCAGCGCCCUGGGACCACUGCUGCCCUCACCAUCUCACCCUGUGGUCAGACUGAGGGCCAGCGCCCCCCCUGUUGUCCUGUCAGGAGUGAAUCAUGUCACUUCCGUCCUCACCUCGCUCUCCGUCCCUUCGUCUACGCCCGCAGCCCAGCACCACGGCAUGAGCGACGCUCGCGGCGGUCGGAGCAGCUCCUCGGAGUCCAAGCCUGGAUGUGAAGCCAUAUCUGCUGAAAAGUUCUCAGAUGAAAACAAGGAGCCAUCGGCAUCUGGAGGUUCUCCACUGACUCUGACCUCUGACCUUUUAACUCCAUCUCCAGAGGCCAAGAUGGACUCAGGUGACCCGCCCACGGAGCAUCUGCCUCUGGAUGACCAUCUGUACUACACAAACAUGGCUGCCCCCCCCUCUCCUACCACUGUACCCAUAAUUCCCUGUGAUAAGCUGGACCCCCUCCAGGCCCUCGACCCUCUCUCUCCAGCGGAAUCGCCCGGCAACAUGGGCUCACGCAGGGUGCUGUACUGCCAGCUGUGUCCGCGCGUCUUCUUUUACCUCUCUGACCUGGAGCGUCACGCCAUCACUCACUCUCAGAAGAAGCCUCACGUCUGCCAGCAGUGUGGCAAGGCCUUCAAACGCUCCAGCCAUCUGCAGAGACACAAGCACAUCCAUACAGGCCAGCGGAACUUUGUGUGCACCAUCUGUGCCAAACGCUUCAGGGAGGCUGGUGAGCUACAGCGCCAUCAACGGGUACAUACAGGAGAGAAACCAUACCAAUGCCAACUUUGCCACACGCGCUUCGCAGAGCGCAACACGCUCCGGCGGCACACCAAACGGAAGCAUCCUUACCACCAAGUAGCCAUGGAAAUGCUGAACGAGAGGAGAGACGGGGGAGGGGGGGAGGCCUCGGGAGUACAGGAGGAGGAGGAGAGCGCCGAGUGGUACAGCUCCACCGUGUCCACCCUGGACAAUUCAGAGUCUGAGCUGGAGACGUGACCAUGUCCAUGUCUGACUGGACACUGCCCCCCCCACCUCACCCCCCCCCACCCCCCCCCGAAGCACUGACACUUAUUUCUUUCUAACUAAAUGAAACCCAUUCCAUUAUAAAACAGAAUGAACCUGAAGAAGUUGAAGAUGUUAUUAAAUACAAAUUCAAUGAUGACAUCAUUACAGCUUGUUCUGACGACGUCACACUGUGUGUGUGUGUGUGCGUAUACACUGUAUAUAAACACACACACAUGCUAUGAAUGAAUAAAGAGCUGUAUUUGUACGAGCUGCA